AUGACAGGGGACGUGGCCAUGGUCCCAACCCUCUCCGGCAAGGAAUUCCCCGGGGACGACUACGCAUGCGCGAUACUCACCGGCGAUGACCUCGACGUGCCGCUCUGCUCGCCGAGUUUCUUCCGCCUACUCAUUGUCUACGGUCGCCGAGGCUUCACAGCGCUACGGUCCUUCUCCUCGGACACCGGCAGCUGGGGUCCCGAAUGCAAGAAGCCCGGUGCCAAGAUCAGCGGCCACGUGCUCCGUCAGCUAGGCCCGGCCGUCGUGCUCCACGGCGUGGCCUACUGGCCCAUGAAUCGUGCCGCGUUCGGCGUGCGGCUCGGCAGCACGGCGGCAGCGGCGGCGGCGAUCAUGGACGUGUGCUCGGUGCCAUACAGAUACAGGUUAACGAACUGGAAGCCGGACGAGGAUUAUCGGAGGCCGAGGGGUGCCCAUAAUUCGCUUCUCAACCUCACUGUGCUUGAGGACGCCGUCGGCUACAAGAGCACCACCACCUCCGUUGAUCGAAGUGACGAGGACAUCUCCAUCGACUUACCCCAGAUCAAAGCGACGAGGACAACCCCCAUGAAGCCGUGGUGGUUCGGUGAGAAGAGUGGCACGCUCAUCUUCACUGUGGAGGAGACGAGCAGCACAAGUGCCGUCUUCGCGUUGAACGUUGCGACGAGAUCACUGGAGAAGCUGGCCGAUGGCGUUAGCAAUCAUACGUGCUGCAGAAGACUGUAUGGUUAUGAGAUGGAUCGCGCAGCGCUUCUUGCCUCGGUAGCUCCUCAGUAG
Messenger RNA from Miscanthus lutarioriparius, 774 nucleotides. The record is from the annotation of a GenBank genome assembly. Lineage: Eukaryota; Viridiplantae; Streptophyta; Magnoliopsida; Poales; Poaceae.